AUGGCGGUUAUCAGCGCACUAACGGCAGCAAUCGCUGUGGCGUUUCUGGCGGCGGCAUUACCGGCAUACGCCGGCGACACAAACAAAGUAUUCUCUCCAUGCACGGACACACGCGUGCAGAGAUCAGACGGUUUCACGUUUGGACUCGCGUUCGCCGCAAAGGAUAAGUUCUUCUUCAACAACAAUAACAGCGUUCAGUUAUCUCCCUGCGAUACUAGACUCUCUCUCUCCAAUUCCAACUCUCAGAUCUCUUUGUUCAGACCUAAGGUCGACGAGAUCUCGCUCCUAACGGUUAAUUCUUCCUCAUUCGUUGCGGACUCGUAUGGCUACAUGGUUGCAUUUGCUGGUCGUAAAUAUGCAGCAAGGUCCCCUCCCGCUUUUGUUGCAAAUGGCUCAUAUACUGUAACCAGUUUUACUCUUGUUCUUGAGUUUACGAAGGGAAGAUUGCAAAAUUUAUAUUGGAAAAGAGAUGGGUGUGCUAAAUGCCCGAAAAAUUCAAAAGCUGUCUGUCUUAACAAUCAGGAUUGUGCACUACAAACAUCUACUUGCAAGAGCCAUGGAGGACUUGUGGAUUGCAGCUUAGGUAUACAAUUGGCAUUCUCUGGCACUGAUAAACACCUAUCAGCUCUCAAUUCUUGGUAUGAAGUGAAAAACCUUCGCCAAUAUUCACUCUACGGUCUUUAUUCAAAUCUAAGAAGUUCACUCACUAGCCAAUAUGAUAAGUUAUUCUAA
Messenger RNA from Lathyrus sativus (Indian pea), 732 nucleotides. The record is from the annotation of a GenBank genome assembly. Lineage: Eukaryota; Viridiplantae; Streptophyta; Magnoliopsida; Fabales; Fabaceae.